Molecule: messenger RNA, 1625 nt
Organism: Rhododendron vialii
Lineage: Eukaryota; Viridiplantae; Streptophyta; Magnoliopsida; Ericales; Ericaceae
Product: rho GDP-dissociation inhibitor 1-like
Exons: 5
Coding region: 540-1244 (234 amino acids)
Biological process (GO): Rho protein signal transduction
Cellular component (GO): cytoplasm; membrane; cytosol
Molecular function (GO): Rho GDP-dissociation inhibitor activity; protein binding
Source: RefSeq, a predicted model, not a curated record
UGGGAAUUAACUGUAAAAAGUUUCAACUCCACAAGAAAGGGUCAAUGCUUCAAUGGCCGUCUUUCUCGCCCAACAUUGCGCUUUCAAUUGUAGUUUCAGGCGCUACAAUUAUGGCCUUUCUUGCACAAGAAAACCUCAAAUCACUUUCCCCCUCAACUUCUCCAUAUAUCUCCAUUCACAUCCGGAUCACCACUCAACCCUUUCCCUCUUUGUUCAACCACUACAGACCUAUCUCCCUCCUGCACCAUCAUCAUCACCACCACCACCACCACCAAACUGUAAAUUUUCCUCCUUUUGCUUUUCUCCCCACCCUUUGACUAAUAAUGUUCCUGUUGUCUCUCCUUUGGUAUGGUUAAUCAUUCCUUUCUCAGAUUCUUUGACCCAGAAGUCUUCUUUGAUUUUUUUCUCAUUGUUCGUGGGUCCCUUUACUUUCUUUGAUUUUGAUUGUUUUGGAGAAGUGGGUCUGUGUAGUUUUAUCUGUACUAUUUGAUUUUCUUGUUUGUUUUUACUGUUCUUGACAAUUGGAGCUGUUUGUAACAAUGGGUUUGGGUGGAGAGUCCGGAGAAAACGAAAAUGAAAUCCCUGAAACAAAAUCAAACCAGCCAAGAGGUUCUACAGGCCAAGAAGAUUCUAGCGAUGAGAGGCUAAGCAGACAGCCAAGUGAAGCCUCUUGUUAUGCAACGGAGGAAGAAGAAGAAGAAGCCCGUUUGCAGUUGGGUCCCAAGUGCAGUAUCAAAGAACAUCUUGAAAAGGACAAGGAUGAUGAGAGUUUGAGGCGGUGGAAAGAACAGCUUCUUGGCAGUGUUGAUGUCAAUUCUGUUGGAGAAACUCUUGAACCAGAUGUCAAGAUUUUGAGCCUUACUAUACUCUGCCCCGGUAGACCUGAUAUUGUUCUUCAAAUUCCUGAGGAUGGGGACCCCAAAGGAGUAUGGUUUACCCUGAAAGAAGGAACCCAUUAUCAUCUGAGAUUCUCUAUUAAGGUCAGCAAUAACAUCGUUUCGGGCCUGAGGUACACCAACACUGUCUGGAAAACUGGUCUUAAGGUUGAUAGCUCAAAGGAGAUGCUUGGAACUUUCAGUCCUCAGCCAGAGCCUUACAUACAUGAGAUGCCAGAAGAGACCACCCCCUCUGGCUAUUUUGCAAGAGGAUCAUAUGCAGCAAAAUCAAGGUUUGUUGAUGAUGACAACAAGUGCUACCUGGAAAUCAACUACACAUUUGGUAUCCAGAAAGAAUGGGUGGAGUGAACAAGAACAUUCCUCUCGCUAUCAGUUCCCUUCGAGUCCUGACGGAAUAGCAACACAAGCACUUAGAAUCAAAUAGAGAGAUCUUUGAUUAUGUUGGAUUGCCCACUGUAUUUGCUUGUUUGUUUUGAUCUUCUUCUUUGCACUUAUACACUUUGCGAAUGAGGCAUUUAGCCGCAUUAACUACGUCAAUUUGCCUUCGUUGUUUUUGUAUAGGCUACACACCAGCAGUUGACAAAUCAUUGCUGUGAAUCUUUUUAUCAAAUUACUAUCUUUUUCUGGAGAACAGUUGUAAAAUUUUCAUGUAUUCAUUUUGUGUGAUGAUAUUCCAAAGGUUGCCUAUGGUGAAACUUGGCAUGGAAUGUAUACACCCUUGAUGUUUCA